CUCUUUCCUUCGUUUGUUAUUGAUGCGUUUCAACUUCCCAAGCAACUGCCACCCUCUGCUACGCCGCCAUUGCUCCGCCCCCAAAAACACUGGGAAACAGACCGGGUUUUCGAGUGAUCUCUGUAUAUUUUACGUGUUUUACGGAAGGAUUCCGCUCGCCAACGGUUCCAAAACAUUCGCUCCCUCUUCCGGACGCGCAAUGACAAUUUAUUUCUCCAGGUUCGAAUCCUUCACGAACAAAUGUGCAUGUAUCAACAGGGGCACAAUCAGGCUGCCAUUUAACUAGCUUCUUAAGGACGAGUCCUCUCUCUAUUCAUGUCAUCCCAUCUUUUUCUCUCUAUAAUCACUUGAAUCCACUUGAAUCCACAAGUUGAGAAGGCUACCAAAAAUGUAUCCACGCUUCUCGUUAAUCACUUUGCUUGCGGCAACAACCGUCUCGGUUGCAAUCGCCGACCCUGCUCCGGCCCCAGCCGGCCUCGCGCCGGUGGUGGCCCCGGGCCCGGCACUCGAUGCCCGGCAAAACCCACCACCACCGCCGCCACCACCGCCGCCACCACCACCGCCGGAACCAACACUCCCAAAUCCAAACCCACCACCACCGCCACCACCACCCAACCCAUCAGCGCCAAAUCCAUCAGCGCCAAAUCCAUCGGCGCCGAAUCCAUCACCGCCAAAUCCAUCACCGCCAAACCCAUCACCGCCAAACCCAACCAACCCACCAAUGCCAACCCUAGUACCCCAGCCGAAACCCCCCAUCUCACUGUACUCCCUCCCAACAAGCUGCAGCACCUCCCUCUCCUCUAUCAUCUCCGCCCUGCCCACCCCGGCCACGACAGAGCACGCCGACCUGCCCGAAUGGGCCUCCUCAUCAGCGCCCAUCCAACAAGUCGUAUCAGUGAUCACCAACAACUACGCGUACCGCGACCUCGGCCGCGACGCCACCGACUGGUGCGGCGCCGCCGCCGAGGUCGUCACCGCGCCGGCCUCGCUGUCCGCCGCCUACUCCCAGUACCUCGACCAGGUCCAGAGCUGGCGCUACGACUGGGAGGGCCGCGCCUACGAGCUGGCCGCCAAGUGCGGCUACCAGGUCGGUUUGGGGGCCGAGAUGCUCAUGGCGACUGAGAUGGCCAUGUGCACGAGCGGCUUGGCUGCGAGUGUCACGCCUUUUGCGACGGCGGGCGUUGGCGGUGAGGGGGGUGGUGAUGGUGACGGGGAGAAUGCUGCUGGGAGGGUGGCGGGUGCUGGGAGGAUGGUGGUUGCGGGUGCUGUGGUUGUGGGCGAUUUUGCACCUUGGACAUCGAUAAUGUGCGCUGCGUCGCACGACUGGAGCGAAGCGCACGAGUCAGCCCAGCGGAUAGUGCCACCUUGGUACCAAGACUGCCGUUCCUUGACCGGUGUUGAGACAGUCGACUCCUACGCUUGGCCGGUCACCGUUCAUGGUCUAUACUCCGACCUCGAUGUGGUUUACAGGGCAAAAGAACUCGGGACCAAGGCGGGCACGCGAGAGGAAGAGCAGGCCGCUCCCCAUGCUCCGAUACACCCCGUUUUCUUCACGUAAACCAACAACUAGACCAUAACAAC
Messenger RNA from Chaetomium fimeti, 1581 nucleotides. RefSeq lists its product as uncharacterized. The transcript is spliced from 2 exons. The record is from RefSeq and is a predicted model, not a curated record. The coding region runs from base 389 to 1558 and encodes 389 amino acids. NCBI's taxonomy places the organism in Eukaryota, Fungi, Ascomycota, Sordariomycetes, Sordariales, Chaetomiaceae.